Anneissia japonica is the source of this 2643-nucleotide messenger RNA. RefSeq names its product 50S ribosomal protein L1-like. Lineage: Eukaryota; Metazoa; Echinodermata; Crinoidea; Comatulida; Comatulidae. The record is from RefSeq and is a predicted model, not a curated record.
AGCAAGUGAAGAAAGUGAAAUCAAAGAACUUCCUCGAGGAUUGGAGGGGUGGGAGCCUGUGGACGAUGUUUAUCGUAUCAGUCGUUAUCCAAUCAAAGCUCGGCCCCUAAGCGAAUGCAUUGAUGAAUUGAGAUCACAAGAUAAAUGGGCAUAUUGUCGAAAACCAGAAUUGUAUAGCGACAGAACAGUGAAUUUGAGUCUGCUUUUGGAUUUGGUAAUAGAGAAGAAGAAAAAAGUGGAUCCGUUCCAAGGCAUGGUCAUACUGCCCCACAAAUUUAAAGAAUAUAAUAAAGUAUUAUGCUUUGCAGAGGAUGACCAGGCAACUGAAGCACUGAAAAGUGGUGCCCACAAGAUUGGUGAUAAAAGCACCGUCGAUAAAAUCAUGGAAAGAGAAUUUAAAGAUUUUGACUACGUAGUGGCAACUCCUUCAUCGAUGGCAAUCCUAAUGCCACUGAAAAGCAGGCUGAGAAAAAGGUUUCCAAAUCCAAAAAGAGGUAAGACUAAACAGAGCCCCUGUUGUGGACAGACAAAGAUAGCUGGUACUGGUUUACCGGGUAGCACAGACAUGAAGAGACCCUUAGGGGAUAAGAAAGUUACUCUGCGAGCUAGUCCACACCUCGAGCGCUUGGAGACUUUGUUAAGUCUAAGUAAUUCUCAGUUAGAAGAAAAUGUCAAGACAUUAAUAGAAGCUAUAUGUAAACACAAGCCACCAACAGCUGGUCCUCUUAUUAGGAAAGCAACGAUCAAUGCAUUUUUAUUGGAUGGGCAUCCAUUUGAAUUCCAGUCCUAUGUUCCUGUUCCCACGGAAGAUGAUAAAUUCCAGUAUGAACUACACAUGAUGGAGGAACAACUUCAGAAAAAGUUGUAGAGCUUCAUCUUACCAAUUGCUAUUUUCUCCUAUUAGAACUCCCUCCAUUUUAACUGUUAACUAUUGUUUCAAAAUACAUUUGGCCUUCUACUCAAAACAAAUGAGAUCCACUUGGAAUUCUGCUCCUGGGUAGGUAUUGUUCCUAUGACCCAGGCCCAUUGCCAAGGGUAACAUAUACGUUCUGCAUUGGUUACAUUUGACUAAAUGCUAUUAAUAUUUCUAAUAUAAUAUUUGUUUCAUAGCAAUUAAACAAUGAGCUCUCUUGGUGAAAUAAAAAUUCUGAAAGAAUUUCAUCUGGUUCUAUAUACUAGAAAAAUUAAUUGUUGAAUAAAUAUUCUAUAAAAAAACUGCCAUGUUUUUGUUUCCACUACAGUACAAAAUUCCUGUAUAUUGAAAGAAUUUUUUAGCAUAUUUAAAUUGCAUUCUGGUACUCACUGUAUUGAAUUAUGAAAGGUAUGAAAACUGUAUUGAUACUACUGUAUUGGAUUGGAUUGGAUUACUUUGGUGAGAAACGCCAAGAAUGAACCACAAAUGUCUAAAGACUUAUUUGCAGUGGGAUACUUAUGCCCAAGAAUGUACACCGGGAGACAGUUAUUGAUUUUUACAAUAGGAGAUAAUCCCCAGCUUUUCUCCAGAGAGUGUACUGCAUCUUUUAUAUUGCACACAGGACUAAUGGCGUGAACGGCUGCAUUUCAGAUCUCUGCUGUUCAGCGCAUAUACAGAUGCUAUCACCAAUAAGUUGCUUCCCUUUUGUUAGCGACUCUACUGAGAACUUUACCCUAUGUAUACGAAAACUUUAACAAACUAUUUCUUGUAAAUUUUAUGUGAUCCGCAUUUUAAAAUACCAUCUCACUGAUGGAAGUCCACACGAAUGCAAGAAAUAUCCGAGUACCUAAAAUAUCACUGUAUUAGCGCUAAAUAAAUCUGUUAAACAUUUUAAUUAGCAUACAGGACAAACCCACAAACUCAAGCCACAAAAUACAGUGAAUUAAACAAUUGAUUAAAAUGAUAUAUUAUUUUAUUUGAAUAAUGAUUACAUACACCGUACACAAAGAUUAAAUAACUAGCUUUUCAUUCUCAAGUGUGCAUGUUUAAUUAAUCUUAAAUUAUGAUUUCUAAAAUUAAUUUGAUUAAUAAUUUUACAGUAUUAAUUCCAUUUCAAAUUAACUCUUGGUUAAUGUGAUGUAGGUGAUAAAACUGCACUCAGUGCUCAGUGGACUAGAUAUAAAAAUUUAUUGCUGAAGCUACAGCUUACUGCGUGCAGAUGUCAUUGUCAACAGGCGAACAAGAAUAAUAACGUUAAUUCACAGCAAACUCUGGGGUAAUAAAAUCCCUCAUUUAAUCCACAGAGUGCAAUCUUGUAACCUUUACUGUAUUAUCAUAUUUUGUUCUAGAUAUGGUGAGAUUUACAAUAAAAACACGAACAGAAGUGAUGGCAGUUAUUGGAUUAUUUAAUAGCUGUCUCAUUACGCGAUAACCAUUUGAUACGACUGAUGAUUUUAAGAGUUAGAAAAAAAAAUGCACUUAGCCAUUCACUCUAACAAAAACAAAGGAUUAUAAAUUAUCAAUACAAAUCAUUAUUUACAUAUUUUGAAUGUUUUAAAAAACCUUGCACCUUAACAUUUACAAAACAAAAAGAAGGUAGGAUUACAUAAUACAAAAAUAUUUACAUACAAGCCACCUCUGUUGGCCAUAACUGUUUGGAUCAAGAAAAUAUACAAACAUCUUCGGGUAUAAUAUGUUAUAAAACAUCUCUAAACAGCUUAAAAAUAAGU